CUGUUGGCGCCAAGAUGGCGAUGGAGAUGAGACUUCCAGUGGCGCGUAAGCCGCUCAGUGAAGCCCUGGGCCGCGAUACUAAGAAACACUUGGUGGUGCCGGGAGACACGAUCACGACGGACACGGGCUUCAUGCGGGGCCAUGGGACGUACAUGGGGGAAGAGAAGCUCAUUGCAUCUGUGGCCGGCUCUGUGGAGAGAGUGAACAAGCUGAUCUGUGUGAAAGCCUUGAAAACCAGGUACAACGGUGAAGUAGGAGACAUUGUAGUAGGGAGAAUCACUGAGGUUCAGCAGAAGAGGUGGAAGGUGGAUACCAACUCCAGGCUGGAUUCGGUGUUGCUCCUCUCGUCCAUGAACCUUCCAGGCGGAGAGCUGAGGAGAAGAUCUGCGGAGGACGAGCUUGCCAUGCGAGGCUUCCUGCAGGAAGGGGACCUCAUCAGUGCGGAGGUCCAGGCAGUGUUCUCUGACGGAGCCGUCUCUCUGCACACGAGGAGCCUGAAAUACGGAAAACUGGGCCAGGGCGUGCUGGUGCAGGUUUCCCCGUCCCUGGUGAAGCGGCAGAAGACCCACUUCCACGAUCUGCCGUGCGGCGCCUCUGUGAUCCUGGGUAACAACGGCUUCAUCUGGAUCUACCCGACCCCGGAGCACAAAGACGAGGACGCGGGGGGCUUCGUCGCAAACCUGGAGCCCGUGUCGCUGGCGGAUCGGGAGGUGAUAUCCCGGCUCCGGAACUGCGUCGUCUCGCUGGUGACUCAGAGGAUGAUGCUGUACGACACCAGCAUUCUGUACUGCUAUGAGGCGUCCCUUCCGCACCAGAUCAAAGAUAUCUUAAAGCCGGAAGUAAUGGAGGAGAUCGUGCUGGAAACUCGCCAGAGGCUUUUAGAGCAGGAGGGAUGAGGAGAGGCUUCUGCGGAUGGGACUGUGUCGCACUGGAGCGUGUCUGGGAAGGGAGGGUCCACCCCGUGGUCCCCACGCGCAGCCCAGGCAGGAUCCCACAGACUCCCGACUCAUCUGCUCUGCAGAGUGGUGGGCCUCGGAUAUAGCUCAGUGGCACAAGCGCCUGCCUGGCAAGCACAAGGUCCUGAGUUCAAUUCCUGGUACCAAAAACCAAACAAACAAACAGCAGAGGGCUGUCCCUAGCCCCCAGGCCAGGCCUGCUUUCUCCUGUUAUGGGACAAGGGGCCCGGGGGCUGAACAGUGCCUGUGGACCUAAAGGCCUGGCAAAUCCUAGAAAAGAAGAUAAUUUCGGAUCUUUCAGGUGCACAGUGUCCCGGCGAAUGGCUUCCCCUCCUGGAAUAAUGUAGAGCAUCCUUUGUCUUCCCUCACUCAUGAGGCACUGUCCCCCUGAAAUCGCUCUGGUGGGAAACGUGGCAUCCCUGACCCCCAAGUGGUCUCCAUUCCUCUUCCUCAGGAGCAAGUGUGACACAGGAGGAUACAGUUGGUAAAGCUAACCGGGCAGACAGAUGGAAGAAUAAAGUUCACCCAGCAGCGUCUGCCUGGUUGGAAUCUCAUUUCCCAUGCGCGAUCCUUCAAGUGACAGAUUCAAAGGACCCGCACCUGGCUGCCUGAACCUGCCCUGCCUUUGAGGGGUGUUUGUAAGAAGUCAAGUCCCUGUGAUAACAGAAAAUGAAUGUUCUGGGCCCGUUGUA
This is a messenger RNA of Chinchilla lanigera (long-tailed chinchilla), 1648 nucleotides long. RefSeq names its product exosome component 2 (gene Exosc2). Gene Ontology annotation, cellular component: nuclear exosome (RNase complex); cytoplasmic exosome (RNase complex). Gene Ontology annotation, biological process: CUT catabolic process; exonucleolytic trimming to generate mature 3'-end of 5.8S rRNA from tricistronic rRNA transcript (SSU-rRNA, 5.8S rRNA, LSU-rRNA); nuclear polyadenylation-dependent rRNA catabolic process. Gene Ontology annotation, molecular function: RNA binding. The record is from RefSeq and is a predicted model, not a curated record. The transcript has 9 exons. Bases 15 to 896 code for a protein of 293 amino acids. NCBI's taxonomy places the organism in Eukaryota, Metazoa, Chordata, Mammalia, Rodentia, Chinchillidae.